Molecule: messenger RNA, 1629 nt
Organism: Thermochaetoides thermophila DSM 1495
Lineage: Eukaryota; Fungi; Ascomycota; Sordariomycetes; Sordariales; Chaetomiaceae
Product: putative 2 iron, 2 sulfur cluster binding protein
Exons: 2
Coding region: 1-1629 (542 amino acids)
Cellular component (GO): cytoplasm
Molecular function (GO): flavin adenine dinucleotide binding; 2 iron, 2 sulfur cluster binding; oxidoreductase activity, acting on NAD(P)H
Source: RefSeq, a predicted model, not a curated record
AUGGCGCAGGAGUACAAACUUAAGGGGAUAACGUCCUUGGCGCUCAAGCCAGGCGAAAAGCUCGAGGCUGAGGUCGAAGGACUGGAUACAAAAGUCCUCCUCCUAAAUGCGGGAGGAAAUGUCCAAGCCGUCGGUUCCCGUUGCACCCACUACGGCGCCCCCCUUGUCAAGGGCGUCGUUGGAGCAAAUGGGACAAUUACAUGUCCAUGGCACGGCGCAUGUUUCAACGGCAAGACAGGAGAUGUCGAAGACGCACCCGCACUGGACCCUUUACCUGUGUUCAAAGCAAUUGAGCGCGACGGAGCUGUGUACAUUUCGGGUGACGCCGCAGUGAUCAAGAAUGGUUAUCGCAAGCCAAAUUUCCAGUGCGCAGCGAGCGGUGGUGAUAAGGUGUUGGUUGUGGGCGGCGGCUCUGGCGCGCUGGGAGUGAUCGAGGGUUUGCGAGAGAAAGGGUUUCGAGGGGCCAUUACCCUCAUUACAAACGAGGGUUACCUUCCAAUUGACCGCCCCAAGCUGAGCAAGGCGUUGAUGACAGAUCUGGGUAAACUUCAGUGGCGGGAUGAGAGCUGGUUCAAGAGUGGUAGUGUCGACAUUGUCAACGACGAGGUUACUUCAGUGGACUUUGCGACAAAGACUGUCACCACCAAGACAGGGAGCAAGUUUGCCUACACCAAGCUCGUUCUUGCCACCGGUGGGACACCUCGUGCCCUCCCUCUUCCUGGGUUUAGGGAGCUGGGCAACAUUUUCACGCUUCGCACGGUGCACGACACCAAGAAGAUUGUCAGUGUCAUCGGGGAGAAGGGCAAAAAGAUUGUCAUUAUUGGAUCGUCGUUUAUCGGUAUGGAAGUGGCCGUUGCCACUGCGGCUGGCAACCAAGUUACCGUCGUUGGUCUCGAGAAGGUGCCGCUCGAGCGCGUUUUGGGUGAGAAGGUGGGGGCCAUCAUCCAAAAGGGCGUUGAAGCAAAGGGCGUUAAGUUUUACCUCUCGGCUUCUGUCGAGAAAGCCGAGCCUUCGCCUUCGGACCCGUCGGUGGUUGGUGCCGUCUACCUUAAGGACGGCACGAGACUUGACGCUGAUAUGGUCAUCCUUGGAGUCGGUGUGACACCGGCGACGGAGUACCUCAAAGGCAACAGCCAGGUCCAGCUGGAAGCGGACGGUAGCAUCAAGGUCGAUGAGUCUUUCUCGGUCAUUGGCCUGGAGGGUGUGUAUGCAAUUGGCGACAUUGCAACUCAUCCUUAUCACGGACCUGGAGGAGACGGGAAGUUGGUGCGCAUUGAGCACUGGAACGUUGCCCAGAAUGCAGGCCGCACGGCAGCAAGGCACAUCGUCGACCCAACUGUCAAGCCCAGAUUCUACACUCCCGUCUUCUGGAGUGCCCUUGGUUCGCAGCUCCGCUACGCGGGGAACACGACGGCGAGUGGCUGGGACGAUUUGAUACUUCAAGGUGACCCCGACCAGGGCAAGUGGGUGGCAUAUUAUGCCAAGGGAGAGACCAUUGUUGCCAUGGCCAGCAUGGGCAUGGAUCCUGUCAUGGCUCAGUGUGCGCAGCUCAUGUCCCUGAACAAGAUGCCCACAAAAACGCAGCUCAUCGGGGGUCUUGAUGUGCUAAGUCUUGGUCCUCCAGAGUGA